UUAGGUCGGCGGCGCGCGGUAAACGCUGAUUGGAUGAUGUCGCGCAGGCGCUCCAUGCUGAUUCGUCGAAUCUCUAUGCCCGGUGUCCGGGUAAGAUGGCGGCGGAAGAGCAGUGCUCGGCACCACCUCGAUGGAAGUCGAUAUCUUUAACGCACGUAGAGUAUCCGGCUGGUGAUCUGGCAGGGCAGAUCCUGGCGUAUGCCAGUCUGCUGCCGAUGGCGAUCCUGGUCGGCUUUAUCACGCUCAUCGUCUUCAAGCGAGAGCUGCACACGAUCUCGUUUUUUGGCGGUUUGGUUAUGAACGAAGGGCUCAACUGGUUACUGAAGCACAUCCUACAGGAGCCCCGUCCAUGUGGAGGAGGCCACAGCACAGUAACCACAGAGUACGGCAUGCCGUCCAGCCACUCGCAGUUCAUCUGGUUCUUUGUCGUUUACUUUUUCCUCUUUCUUUAUUUAAGAAUGCAUCAGACAAACAAUGCCAGGUGUGUGGAGUUGUUAUGGAGACAUGUGCUGUCAAUCAUCCUACUGGGUGUGGCUUUGUCUGUGUCAUACAGCAGAGUUUACCUUCUUUACCACACCUGGAGUCAGGUGAUAUAUGGGGGUGUAGCUGGAAUGGUGGUCGCUGUGGUCUGGUUUUUCAUAACACAGGAGGUGUUGACGCCGAUCUUUCCCAAGAUAGCAGCCUGGCCCAUAUCAGAGUUUUUCCUAGUAAGGGAUACGAGUCUCAUUCCCAACAUUUUGUGGUUUGAGUACACGGUGACCAGAUCAGAAGCCAGAAACAGACAACGAAAGCUGGGAACGAAACUCCAGUGAUCUGCACUCGCAGCUGGUUCAAACUGACAAAAAGGACCACAGAAAUACACACACACGAACACACACAUACCCACAACACACGCCUACAUUCUAACACACUGGAGAUCAAACAUCUGGACUGUCUGGGUUGAGGCUUUCUGUUUUCAGGUGGACCAAAAAACAAAAAAAAAAGGUUUUCAGUUGAGAGGUCAAAGGGGGUGGGGCGUGUGUAAGGGAUCAACCCUGUCCUUUCCUUUUUUUCUCUUUCCAAUGCAUGCUGACCGUGCAAGAGGCGAAGCUAUUUAACAAGAAACAUAAUAUAUUUUAACCAUUAACGCACGAGGAUAACCUGGUUUCAAAAACGAAUGAGAGAGAGAAAGAGAGAAGAUUCUUUAGUGACAUAUAGCUGGUUUUUGUUGCAGCAUGACAUUUUUUAAGGGGGGAACAUAAUUCAGUGGGGAAAUGCGUCUCCCCCCUCCUUAUAUAUUUUGGAAGUUUCCAUACUCUGGAAUAUUACACAUGUAAUAUUAAGUAAAAUAAUUUGCACUUUGUGAAUCAGAAUGGGGGGAAACACACUUAUUAUACUGAACACUAGUUACAAAACUUUAAUUUGCUCUUGUUGAACUCUUCAUGAAACAUCAUGAUGUUUUUUUUUUUUUUCCCCAUUCAUGUAAUGUAUUUUCAACAUUUGUCAAAACGAUCGUAUUCAGUUCCACUCUAUUAUUUUACCAGAAAGACAGACACAAGAUUCCGUGAUUAGGUUUGCGAUAUAUUCGCUUUCUGAAAUAGUUUUGCUUCCUUUACCUUCAAGUGUUUAUAGUCGGGAUGCUCGUGAGCAGACGAGCUGAAGCAGGUGUGUUUAAGUUUUCUAGUUCUGGGAUUGAGAUGCUCUGCUAUGCCUUUUUUUAAUGCCCCAUAUGUUGAAAAGGUACUUUUAUUGUCAUUGUUGGGAGUUUUCCCUUAACAAAAAAGAAUAUUAAUAAAAGUUUACCUGCCCAUUAAUCAGAUUUUUGUUUCACUCCAGGAAAGUUAAACUGUGUAACUUUACAACUAUAAUCCACAUACACAAUUCAGCAGGUACACAGUGACAGUGUACAUCCUGCACAGGGGCAAAUCCAGCGGGUAAUACUGCAGUUUAGAUGCUGAUAAAUAUAGCUUCUUUUUUUUUUUUUUCAAAACGGUAUGUAGGAAUCCACCAACUUGGCGCUUGGACGACUUUAAAGUGCGUUCCCGUGAACACGAGGGUGAGGAAGUAUCAGAAAUUACAUGAAACUAAAUUAGAAUUUCUCCAAAUUAUUUUCUCCAAAUUGUUUAUUGUAUAGUAUGGAGAGCAAUAUGGAAAUAUUUCCUAAAUUCUUUUGGUUGUAUUGGGAGUUUCCUUACUUAAAGUAUCUUGUUGGCACAACAGAGACUUUUUUUUUCAUUUUUCUAGUCUGUUGGACACUAAUACACCAACCCUGAUCCAUUCCAUCUUAUCUGGUAGCAUGAAAGGAAAAACCUUUAAAACCCAAACCUCAGGUGAACUAUUAGCAUGUGGGGAUGAUGGCGAUGCUGUUCUAUAGCUACUGUGCCCACGAUGGGAUGGCCAUAAAUGGCAGUCAUUAAACAAUAAUGCUUUUUUGUUUGUUUUUGUUUGUUUGUUUUUUGUGUAAUACAUAUCAGGCUGAAUAAAGUCAACUGGAUAUACUAGA
This is a messenger RNA of Silurus meridionalis, 2482 nucleotides long. It is a transcript of the gene dolpp1, whose product is annotated as dolichyldiphosphatase 1. Gene Ontology annotation, molecular function: dolichyldiphosphatase activity. The transcript has 8 exons. The record is from RefSeq and is a predicted model, not a curated record. NCBI's taxonomy places the organism in Eukaryota, Metazoa, Chordata, Actinopteri, Siluriformes, Siluridae. Gene Ontology annotation, cellular component: endoplasmic reticulum membrane; intracellular membrane-bounded organelle. Gene Ontology annotation, biological process: protein N-linked glycosylation; lipid biosynthetic process. The coding region runs from base 96 to 812 and encodes 238 amino acids.